AACUACCGGGGUGGCAAGGGGUGGCAGCUGCCACCCCCCAAAAAAUGCUUGCCACCCCACUUGCCACCCAGGUUGUUAGAAGUGUCUCCAAUAUACAUUUAUUGAAUGGUAUUAUAUUUUUUGCUACUGAAGCUGUUGAUCUCAUUGGUAACUUGUUUAAGUUUAAGAACUAAAAUCUUUAUGUCCCCCCUCCCCUGUAAAAUGGUUGAGUCCAUGAAUCCUAUUUGCUCUCUUCUCACCGUGCGCAUCUGCCGCUUCAUUCAAAUGAAGACAGAAACGGUUUGAAAGCCAAAGAACUGGAGACAAGCCAACUGUACGCUUGCAGUGAUGAAAAAAGGUACAGUACAGCUGAAACUUGAAUCAAGAAAAUGUGAUGGGUGGUCAUAUGUGAUAGACAAUUCCGUUGUAAUUUCAAUCGUUUAUUUAAUUGCUAGCUUGCAAAAGUCGAUAGGACUAGUAGCUAGCUCGCUAUACAGCUGCAUUAAAAUGUGAGAGGAUGACUCGGUUAUAUGCUAUAGACCCUAUUGUGUAUGUGGUAUAAAGGCUGGGACGAAUUUCGAAUUAUAAAUAUGUUAAAAUGAAUGUUGAAAUUACGGAGAGUCGCGAUUCCCAUUGAAACGGAUGGCGCCGCGGUUAGCAUUCACAACGAGUGAAUCUUUUGGUAGCUAGUUAGUUUAGCUUUGGUAAACAUGAUUUUGUAUGUAAUAACCUAAUACAUAAUACAUAUGUACAUGUGUAUGUAAUAACCUAAUACAUUAGAAAUUCAAUUGGCCAUUUAGAAAAGUAUUUGUCAUUAUGAAGGGAAAUAUGUCAUGAACAUUUUGUGCUGUGGGUUCUGAAUGCAGUUAUCUUUUCUUUUUAGAGACUUGGACUUGGACUUGAAAAAAAUAAAAUAAAAAUGUAAGUGUUAACACACAUCUAAUGGGCUCCAUUACACCAUAGCCUAUUUAACUCACCAUCCAAAUGCCAGUAAGCACUAAAUCAGUUGUAAAUCAUACUGAUGGCACUGUUCAGAUAUCAGAUCCUCUUUAAAACUAAACCACUAGUAAUAUUGCAGUUUCAGGGCCCAAAAAUGAAGCGAAAAGGUCAAGAUAUCAGGACUUUUUUCAAGAAAAGGUCAGUCAACCAGAGGGAGACAGAAGAGGUGGAGACACAGAAAGACAGUCAGAGUGUGGAGGAGGAGACACAGAAAGUCAGCCAGAGUGUGGAGGUGGAGACACAGAAAGACAGUCAGAGUGUGGAGGUGGAGUCACAGAAAGACAGCCCAGAACCCCCAGAGGACACAACCAGUCCAACAGGUCCACAUGAUAUAUCUAAGCAUCGAGGUGACAGCCCAAGUCAACCAAUCAGGCAGGGAUUCCCCAGAACUCUCCAGGGUGGAGCUUGGAGAAGUUUCCACGUAGAGUGGUACCAAGAACGUCAAUGGCUUGAGUCGUCGCAUUCUAAAGAUGCAGCAUAUUGCUAUCCUUGUAGGCAUUUUUCUCUACCUAAUGUCCCCAAGAGUGUUUUUACGUCAGUGGAUGGUUACUCUAAUUGGAAAAAAGCAACAUUUAGGGAUAGUGGAUUUUGUCGUCAUGCUAAAUCUGAGCACCAUGUCAAUGCAAUGCUUGCAUGGGAAGAAGAUAAAAGAAGGAAGGACAACAACACAUCAAUGAUAGUAUUGAUGGAAGCAGAAAAUAGGAAAAAGAUAACUGACAAUCAAAAAUACAUCAAAACACUAGGUGAAAUACUGUGUCUUACAGCAACCCAGAAUAUCGCCCAGCGUGGUCAUAGAGAGUCUUCUGACUCAGAAAACAGGGGCAAUUUCCUUGAGAUUUUAGAACUCGUAAGCAAACAUGACCAGUCAGUUAGGACAAGAUUAGAAGAUCAAGCCAAGUAUGCCAAAUACACCAGCAGCCAUAUUCAAAAUGAAAUGAUAAGCAUUUUAGCAGGGAUGGUCAGGGAUGAGAUUAUUAAAGAGGUCAAAGAAAGUGAACAAUUUUCUGUCAUAGUGGAUGAAACCAAAGAUAUAAAAAAAAAAGAACAAAUGUCUUUUGUUCUUAGGUACUUUUAUAACGGCAUGGUGCACGAGAGCUUUUUAGAGUUUCAGGAAGCAGAAAGGCUGGAUGCUGCAGGUUUAACAGAAAAAAUCAUAGACUGUCUAGAGAGGCAUGGCUUGAAUUACAAGGAAAACUUAGUCGGGCAAGGCUAUGAUGGAGCAGCCGUUAUGAGCGGGAAACACUCCGGUGUACAGGCUAGAAUAAGGGAUGUAGCCAGUCAUGCUUUUUAUGUACACUGCAGUGCACACUGUUUAAAUCUAGUGAUAGUGGACAGUGUGAAAUCUGUAUCUGAGGCAGGAAAGUUUUUUUCUUUGUUGGAACGUCUGUAUGUAUUUAUGUCAGGCUCGUAUGCUCAUGAGAAAUGGCUGAAGGUGCAGCAAGAGAUGUUUAAAGGUGAAGGACCAAGGGAGCUUCAGCGUCUUAGUGAUACAAGAUGGGCGUGCAGGUAUGUAGCUUGUCGGAAUGUGAUGGAUAGGUUGCCUGCUAUUGUGUGUGUCCUUGAAGACAUUUCACAUGAGGACAACCCAGAUAGAGCUGUGGAGGCCAGAGGAAUUCUGCAUCAGAUAGAUCUCAAUUUUAUUGGAUGUCUUGUGGUGUUUAGAAAGAUUUUAGGUGAAUCAAAAUUUUUGUCAGACAUGCUCCAGUCAACAAAAAUAGACCUAACAAAAGCUGUUGAGUUGGCAGAAACACUCCAACAGACUCUCAGGGAAUAUCGCAGUGAGCCCUCUUUUGAGACUGUCUGGGGUGAAGUACUCGACAUAUGCCAAAGUAACAGCAUCCCUACAUCACAGCCCACCUGUAAACGAGCAAGACAGGUAGCAAGAAAACUACAGAGUAGUGUUGUUACAUCCACUCUAGGACAGCACACAGAACCAGAUAACAAAGAAUCUUUCAGAGUUAAAGUCUAUUACUCCAUAAUAGAUUGCAUGAUUGGAGAGAUGGAAAGGCGUUUUUCCAAAAUUAACUGCGAAAUCAUGAAAGGAAUACAGGCCUUCAAUCCAUCAAGUCCUAGCUUUCUCAGUGAGGAGGCUGUUCUUUUGUUGGCAAAUUCCUAUGGGACAAAUUCAGAUGAUGUUAAGCUUGAACUGCAUCAGUUUAAGAGACUGUUUGAUAGAACAGCAAAAAAGGAGAGACCGACUAGUCUCAUGGAACUAUUACUUUUUUGGGAUCCCAUUAAGACUGUUUUCUUUGAACUACAUCGUUUAUGUAAAAUAGCUGUAGUUUUACCCGUUAACAGUGCUUCAUGUGAGCGGAGUUUCUCAACUCUAAAGCUGGUCAAGAACCACUUACGUUCUACCAUGGCUGAGAAUAGGUUGUCAAGCCUAGCUACACUUAGUAUAGAGUCAGCACGUGCUAAGGGUCUUGAUCUAGAUGAGUUUGUGAGACGAUUUGCUGUCGAACAUGGCAACCGCCGUAUUGUUCUUUUUUAGCUCCCUGACCUGCUGUUUAGAAUUUAAUAUAGGCUACAUUAAUUGUUUGUGAAAUUAAAUAAAACUGAAUUGUUUUGCUGCUGGAUAUGUAAAUAUGUUAACUGUUUUCAUUAGCGAUUGGUAUAAAUAAAUACAUAUAGACACCAGGCAUGUGUGUUUCCAACAAUAAAAAGACUUGACUUGACUUGACUUUGUGUGUGUGAUUUGCCACCCUUGAAUUUAACUUGCCACCCUUCUGCCACCCCAUGUAAAAUUUUCUAGAAUCGCCA
Messenger RNA from Pleuronectes platessa (European plaice), 3738 nucleotides. Its product is annotated as zinc finger MYM-type protein 1-like. The transcript is spliced from 2 exons. The record is from RefSeq and is a predicted model, not a curated record. Lineage: Eukaryota; Metazoa; Chordata; Actinopteri; Pleuronectiformes; Pleuronectidae. Gene Ontology annotation, molecular function: protein dimerization activity. The coding region runs from base 1001 to 3469 and encodes 822 amino acids.